AUGGAUCACCAGCCAGAGGCUUCGUCCUCGACUGGCGCUCCUCCCAUCGUCCACACGGCCACCCUCGUAUUCGACUCGGGUCUCUCAAGAGAACGCUUCUCGGACCUCAUCGGCCCAAACGGAUCCGUCCCAAAAGUCGUUCAACGCCUCACUGAGAAGUAUGGCGGCGAGCAGGCGGUUCGCAUCGGCCUCGUCAUCACUGCCCAAGAUGCCCCGUAUCACAAUCCCCGGGCGCUCCAUUCGCUGAUCCCCGCCUAUCGUCAAGACUUCCGACGACCGUCAUCAUUCAUCACAUCCUUACCCUCCCUCCUCAGACGAUUCACGCCACAGGCCGCCCUCGCCCGACCAAAACCGGGGUCCCUCUUGUCAGACGUAUGGGACAUUGAGGAUGGUGCCGGACUCUCCAUCACUUCGUCGGAGCCAGGUCCCAGCGACCACUUCCUGAGCGGUAUUGUUGGAGGAAUCGAGCUUCUCGAUCACCAGGCGCAUCUCAACUUUGUGCCUCCGCCAAACGCCCUGCGGCAAGUGAGCCCCGACUCCGCUCUACCCAUGCUCUCGAUGAUGUACCGCGCCCAGGGAGGAGCCGAGGAGCGACAGCAGCACUUGCUUGUCUUCACCGAGAAGGCGUCGCUCCAGGCUACGGAAUCCGACGCCCGGCAGCCGCACGCGUGGGCUCGGACCGACACAAGCGCCGAUUAUGACGACUUCAACUGGGACAACAUUGGUGAAAAGUGCAAGGAGAAGGACAUUGCUUGCUCGGCGAUCAUUGUGGGUUCUCCUGAAGCAUCCCAGACUGUGUCGACUCCAGGACGAGACGGCAGCCAGAGUGUUGAGCGGCUUCGGAAGAUGUGCCAAGCUAGCUCAUCAGAACCUCCGAGUGACCCGUGGUUUCCGUUGCCGCCCGACUCUGUCGCCGUUCUCACUGGCUUGACCAUCGUCAAACCGACGUCGCCACCAGCAGGUGUGGCUACGAACGGUGCGCCCGUUCCUCAGAAGCAAGGCUCGCAGGAUCCGUCGACACCUCAGACACCUUCGGAGGCGCAGAUCAAGUACCAGCAGGCGCAAAAGCAGGCCCUGGCGUACAAGAUGGCUGUCGCCGCCGCGCAGGCUGGUGGCGGUGGUGGACCCGCCCUGCAGGCGCUCGCAAGCCUGAUACAGAGCGGACGUCUGGACCCCACCGUCAUGGCGCAGCUGAUCGCGAACAUGAAGCACGAGGACCCGGCCACCCGCCACAAGGCCAUGCAGCAGCUCAGCAGCUUGGUGCAGUCGAGGAACCUGAACAACGGCAACAUGAACGCGGCCACGCAGGCGCUGAACAACAUGAACGGCAAUCAGGGCCCGUCGAACGGCCCGUCACUCCAGCAGCAGCAGUUCCUCGCAGCCAUGCAAGCUCGCCAGCAGCAACAACAGCAGCAGCAGAACGCGCAGGCCGGCAACAACCAAAACAACGCUUCCCAGGCAAGCACCCAGCCGCAACCGCCACAGCAGCAACAACAGCAGCCCCAACAGCAACAGCAGCAGCAACAGCCGAGCCAGCAACAACCGCAGAUGCCGGGCGCCCGGCCACCAGGCGACAACAAGCCGACACCACAGCAGCAGCAACAGCAAUUGCUCCAGCAGCAGCAGCAAAUGCUCGCUUUGCAGAACCUGGCCUCACAGCAAAACGCCGGCAACAACAGUGGCAACGUGACGAACAACCCCGCUGGACCAGGCACCGCCGUGCCGCCGCGACCAAACCGGGUGUGGCAGGGUUCCAUCAGCUGGACAAUGAAGGGUUCGGACAACAAGCCUCAGAAAUGGGUCAUUCCGGUCGAUUGCACGCUCCUCUCCCCGCAGGUCAACCCCAACGACCUGCACGUCAACACGUGGCCGUCGACGUUGGAGAUGUCCGGCAUGUCCGGAAUGAACAUGGCCGAGCUGCAGUCGUACGUGAAGGCGCACCAGGCGCCGUGCGUGCUGUUCACGGUGAACCAGGCUGCGGACGCGCAGGCGCGCGGAAAGAUUCAGUAUCUCACGAUGAUGCUGGGAGCGAAGAACCUGUGCGCGUUCAUCCGCUUCGGUGCGCCGGGGUGCGGCAUCCUUCUGAUCUCGUCAAACGGAUCGCAGCAGCAGCCGAACCCGAGUGGCGAGAAGAUUUACCGGCUUCUCGGCGUUGUGUGCCUCAAGGUUCCGUUCCUGCCUGGCAACAACAUGUUGAACCCGAUGGCGAACCAGGCCCAGCUUGGUGGCCAGCAGAACCAGCAGAACCCACAGGCGGCACAGCAGGCGGCAGCACAGGCUCAGGCGGCCGUCAACGGAGCUCGGCCGGGACAGGUCCCGAUCAACGGCCCUCCGGGACAGUUCUCGAUCUCGCCCCAGUUCCUGCAGCAGGCCCAACUGCAAGCCGCUCAGUUACAGCAGCAGCAGCAACAGGGCACGCCUCAGACGCAAGCGCGCACGCCGCAGAACCUCUCGACCCCGCAACCGCAACAGACGACCCCGCAGCAGCAGUCGACGCCGCGCGUGCCGAACCCGGCGCUCGGCAAUGCCCUUGGGAACAAUGCCCUCAACGCGAACGCCCUGCAGCAGUUUGCCAACCAGCCGAACGUCAACACGAUUCAGCAGCUGCAGCUGCGCCAGCUGCAAGCUCAAGCGCAGGCCCAGGCGCAGGGACAGGGCGCGCAGAACCUGCAGAACAUGGCGCGGCCAGCUCUGCAGUUCACGCCGCAGCAGCGUGCAGGCAUCAUCAAGAUUAUGCGCGAUGCGGGCCUGAAUGUGAGCGACUCGUUCGAUCCGGCUUCGAUUCCGAAGGAGCAGCUGGCGGCGUUCAUCAACAGCGCACGCGAGCGCGGCAAGGCCGCCCAGGCGCAGCAGGCACAGGCAGCGCAUCAGGCGGCGGCGAGCAAGCUGCAGGGUCAGCAGGGCAACGUCCCCAUCAACGGGCAGGGCCUGGGCUCCAACGUCAACAUGGGCAACCUCGGGGGCUUGAACCUGGGCAAUGUCGGCGGCAAUGUUGGCAACGUCGGCAACCUGAAUUUAGGGUCGAAUGUGGGCGUCAGCGGCCUGCAGCUGGGCAACAUGCCGUUCAACAUGCUGCCCAACACGGGCAAUGACGGGCAGCAGGGCCAGCAAGGUCAACAGGGACAGCAGGGGCUGCAGCUUGGGCAGUUUGCGGGCCUGCAGCAGUUCCAGCAGCAGCAGGGACAGCAGCAGAACCAGAACAACCCCCAGAACUCGGCCCUCGGCCUCUUCGCACAGGGCCAGCAAGGCAUGCAGGGCGGUGUCAACCCGCAACUGCCGCUUGGGCUGUUUCAGCAUCAGUAA
This is a messenger RNA of Trichosporon asahii var. asahii CBS 2479, 3303 nucleotides long. RefSeq lists its product as uncharacterized. The coding region runs from base 1 to 3303 and encodes 1100 amino acids. The record is from RefSeq and is a predicted model, not a curated record. The transcript is spliced from 5 exons. NCBI's taxonomy places the organism in Eukaryota, Fungi, Basidiomycota, Tremellomycetes, Trichosporonales, Trichosporonaceae.